AUACCUCAAUCGAAUUUGGCAAUGGAAGAAGAUGAGAAGUAUGGAGUACAAGAAGAAACGUUUGAAAUGGUAACAUCGAUAUCACCAUCUGCGAAUGCGGUUGAAACGGGUAUGCAAUUUUUAGAAGGGGAAAAAAUGAAAUCGAAUGUGACAAACGCCUGUAUGAUGUACUCGAAAGAAAAGAAACGUUUGGCGUGCAUUCCUUGCGGUCACCUGGCAGCGUGUGUGAGCUGUGGUCAAUCUGUUCGCACUUGUCCUAUAUGCCUACGUGAAAUCACGUCUGCAUUUAACAACGAUUAG
Molecule: messenger RNA, 300 nt
Organism: Didymodactylos carnosus
Lineage: Eukaryota; Metazoa; Rotifera; Eurotatoria; Philodinida; Philodinidae
Source: the annotation of a GenBank genome assembly